Molecule: messenger RNA, 1676 nt
Organism: Arachis ipaensis
Lineage: Eukaryota; Viridiplantae; Streptophyta; Magnoliopsida; Fabales; Fabaceae
Product: subtilisin-like protease Glyma18g48580
Biological process (GO): proteolysis
Molecular function (GO): serine-type endopeptidase activity
Source: RefSeq, a predicted model, not a curated record
AUAUAAGUAUACUUGCCAAGUAAUUUCCAAAGACUACUUGUGAAAACAUGGGCAACUUCAGGUUUAUAGUUUCAACAUUUCUUCUUUUCGUUCUCUUGCCGGAAGCUGUUCAUGGCAGCAAAAAGUGCUACAUUGUAUACUUGGGAGCACAUACUCAUGGUCCAAGCCCCACUUCAGUAGACUUUGAAGCUGCCACAUAUUCUCAUUACGAUUUGCUAUCUUCAGUUCUCGAAAGCCAUGAGAAAGCCAAAGAAGCCAUGGUAUACUCGUAUAAUAAACACAUCAAUGGCUUUGCCGCGAUGCUUGAGAAGGAAGAAGCAGCACAUAUUGCAAAAAACCCGAGUGUGGUGUCUGUGUUCUUGAGCAAAGAGCACAAAUUGCAUACGACCCGGUCGUGGGAAUUUCUGGGACUAAACAGAAAUGGAGGGAACUCAGCAUGGCAAAAGGGAAGAUUCGGUGAAAAUACAAUCAUUGCUAACAUUGACACAGGAGUUUGGCCGGAAUCGAGGAGUUUCAGUGACAAGGGAUAUGGCCCCGUUCCACCAAAAUGGCGUGGAGAAAAUGUGUGUGAGAUAAGCAAAGUUGGCGGUUCCCGAAAAAAUGUUUGCAACAGGAAGCUAAUUGGAGCAAGAUUCUUUGCCGAUGGUUUUGAGGCGUAUAACGGCAAGCUUAACUCAAAGCUACGUACAGCACGUGACUUUGUAGGGCACGGUACCCACACACUAUCAAUUGCAGGUGGGAAUUUUGUUUCAGGGGCACAUGUAUUUGCGGUUGGGAAUGGAACUGCAAAGGGUGGAUCUCCAAGAGCCAGAGUUGCAGCAUACAAAGUGUGUUGGUCUCUAACUGAUUCGGCCGAUUGCUAUGGUGCGGACGUUUUGGCGGCAAUAGACCAAGCCAUAAGUGUCUCUGACAACCGACAAGUCACGGGAGCCAGUCUUUUCAUAGACUUGCCGCCAAACCAGGCCUUCCGUCUGUUACUCUCUACUGAUGGUAAAGUUGCCAAUGCGUCCGUUAGAGAUGCCCAAUUUUGUAGACGAGGAACACUUGAUCCAGCAAAAGUGAGGGGCAAAAUAGUAGAAUGCUAUAGAGAAAAUAGCAUAAAAUCAGUGUCUGAGGGUGAGGAAGCUCUAAGAGCUGGUGCAAAGGGAAUCAUCGUGCGCAACCAAAAGAACCAGGGGAAUACAGUUCUUGCUGAGCCCCAGGUUUUCUCAGGUGUGAACACCGAAAGUGGAGAAGUAGGUGGAAGUCCAGAUUCAAGACAUGUCAUAACUGCCACGGGUCCCGUAACGCCUACUACCAGCACAAUAAGACUGUCUCCGGCUAAAACAGUCUAUGGAAGAAAGCCAGCUCCAGUUAUGGCUGCGUUCUCCUCAAGAGGGCCCAAUGAAAUUCAGCCAUCCAUACUUAAGCCUGAUGUGAGUGCACCUGGAGUGAGCAUACUGGCUGCCUAUUCUCUAUUUGCAAGUGUAUCUAACUUAUUGACAGACAAUCGUCGGGGAUUUCCAUUCAAUGUAAUGCAAGGAACUUCUAUGUCUUGCCCCCAUGUUGCUGGUAUUGCUGGACUUCUCAAAACUCGUCAUCCAAAUUGGAGUCCUGCAGCUAUUAAAUCAGCAAUUAUGACUACUGGUAACGUAUAUCUCCUUAAUUAUCACCUUAAAUAAUUUUUUAAUUUGACU